AAGGUAAAGAAAUCUUUCCAACUUCAAAGCAGACUGGAUUCGACCGACAGCGAGCGAGCACACACAGAUCACGCCAUUAAAAAAAAAAACAACAAACAGCAGCUUGUUUCAGGACCUUCCAAUUAAUGAUCAGCAGGACCGGAGUCACAGUUCGCUGGCUGCAUGCGUGAUGUUGAUGAAAACACCGAGUCGCCAAAUUCAGCACUGGCGUGUUGCAAUGCAACUCUAAGUACGAGGAGCGGGGCAGUUUUCAGAUUUGCCGUUGUUUUUCAGAAUAUACUUUUCAAUCAACUUUCCACGCUGGUGGUUUUUGUGUGUCCUCCAUUCACCUCCUCAUAGUGAAGACCUUACCAAUGUAAAUGACCGACUGUCACCCUCCCACGGGAAGAACAGCAAAAGUCUGCAGCCCGGUUCAAGUACAGAAGACAACUGCACUUCAUAGAUUAGGGCUGAGGUUUACGCCUUCAUCUUUCUGCACUAGACAGCUUCCUGGACAACUAUGACAGACGGGGGACAAGCAGGCAGGCUGAGCCGAGCCAAGGUAGUGAUCCUGGGACGGGGCAACUGCGGGAAGACUGCAUUGUGUGUCAGAUUCAUCACCAAGCGCUUCAUUGGGGAAUAUGACCAUAAAAAGGAAGUAACAUACAGGUGCAGAAAAAUUGUGGACAAAGAAGCCAUUGAUCUUGAGAUACUGGAUACUGCUAACAAGAAGGGUGUGGGACCAGCCGCCAGUUCCUUGGAGGCUUCUAUUAAAUGGGGUGACGGCUUUCUCAUCAUCUACUCCAUCACCGACCGCAGCAGCUUCGAGGCUGUGUCCCACCUCAAGAGGCUGAUCGACCACGUCAAACAGACUCUGGGCAUUCCCACCGUCAUUGUGGCCAACAAAUCGGACAUGGAGAACGGGCGGGUUGUCCGGACGGAGGAAGGGCAGUCCCUGGCCGGGGAUCUAAGGUGUCCCUUCUACGAGCUGUCGGUGGCGGAGAGCUCGGCCGCCGUGGAGGCCGCGUUCUCCCAGCUGGUCCGGGAAGUCAGGCUGGAGUUUCACAAGCACCUGAUGGCCAUGGACAAGCGCUCCCGCGUCCUGCAGAUGAGCCACGCCCUCAAGAGCAAGCUGACCCGCAGCAAGACCAUGCAGUGGUGAGGCGGCCGGCGAGCGCCGGGGUCUCUCCGGCCCUCCCAGGGGGGGACCCCAGGACCGAACUCCGCACGGACUGCCGCAACACCGCCGUUCCCCCUGCGACACCCACAGCUACAACGUCAGCGCGCGUCGGGAGUGCGGUGUCUGAGGCUGAGCGAGGCCGCCUGUGACCGGAGUUCCUCCCACCAGCAGGUGGCGCCCUCUCCCCGGCACGGCUCUGGCUGGACCCGGGCUGGACAGUUUCUUCUCUCCUGUGCGCUGGAGGAAGGACAGCCGUGAUCCUCACCAGCUCAAUGCUGCUGGGGGCAUCGCGACCCAGAGCUGCAUACCUUUAGAGGAGAGGCCCUGGAGCACAUGCUCCAGGUGGUCCUCUCUCCGAGAGCGUAAAGCUGAUGGUAGCCACCGGAUUCUCUUAAGAAUUUUGACACGUCAUCUCUGAGGGAGAACACAACUGAAAAAAAGCUUUAGAAGCCACACAUGGUCUAUAUUAUGAAAUCCGUCGCAUCCAAUCAUGAGAGUUUAGGUGCUACAUCAUUUCAAACGAUUGUAACAUCUUUACUAUAGCAAACAUAAAAAGCAAUAUAUUGCACACGAAUAAGCAGUAGGAAGUUAAUGGAAGUCUGUCCAUUGCUUUGGAUAAAGAUGUCUGCUAAGCAAAUGACGCCGACUCUUAAGAGAGGACACCGGCUCUGUAGCACCCUUAAACAAGGAUUCUGGGAAAUCUGUGCUGCUCAGGGUUCACGAAGAUAAAUACGAGGAGGGGAAAUCCAGUCAGAUUACAAUUUCUUGCGGUGUCUAGUCCUACCAGAAAGCAUACAAAGCGUUACUGGAGCUAUUUAAGCUACCUGGAUUGGUGAUAAUGGUUUCUGAAGCUGGGGUACAUCCCAAAAAGUUCACAAGGCGGAUGACUAAAAACAGGCAAGAGCAGACAGGAAAAAUUCCUGGUUUUAAGUAAAGAGAUCUGUGAUGAAUACAUGUUGGUAUCAUUUUUACUUUCUUAAGCCUAGAGAUCUUGCAAAGCUGAAGUGAUAUUACCCUGCCUCAAAAAAAGAACAUGUGUCAUCAUUAUAGUUCAGCUGCGCGCUGAAAAGAUGAUUCAUCUGUCAAGCUUUUCCUUCAGUAAAGACAAGAAUAAACACACUGUUUCUUUUGCGACAGUCCCGGGAAUAUGUUUUAUAUUUAUAGAACUCUGAAGCACAUUCAUGAGCUCACUUCAAUUUGUUAAAAAAAACAACUUAUAUAACCAGACACAAAGAAUGAGAAGUAAAACACCUCAGAACUUCCCCCAGUGAUGUAAUGAAGGGAUUGAAAAUCACGGCAACUUUUGAUUUUUGUAAUUUUAUUUAGCAAAAUGGUAAAAUAAAUAAAUACAAAUUGAUCAGAUGCUCCUAAUUUCCACUUCUUUCAAAAUUCUCUAAAGUAUUUUCUAAACACUGAAUACAAAUAACUUAAUAUCACAUGAGGCUCAAAUACAGGAGACAGAGAGGUAAAGAAACUGCAGUUCACUAACAAUGUCAGGCAAAAAA
Lepisosteus oculatus (spotted gar) is the source of this 2664-nucleotide messenger RNA. RefSeq names its product ras-related and estrogen-regulated growth inhibitor. The record is from RefSeq and is a predicted model, not a curated record. Gene Ontology annotation, molecular function: GTPase activity; GTP binding. NCBI's taxonomy places the organism in Eukaryota, Metazoa, Chordata, Actinopteri, Semionotiformes, Lepisosteidae.